AAAGCGGACCCGCGGACGGUGGCGUUAAGGGAACGCUGAGGUCCCGCGCUCCCCGACCGAGGUAUAUCUCCAUGAAUAACCUAAAUGAUCCCCCAAAUUGGAAUAUCCGGCCUAAUUCCAGGGCGGAUGGUGGUGAUGGAAGCAGGUGGAAUUAUGCCCUGUUGGUUCCAAUGCUGGGAUUGGCUGCUUUUCGUUGGAUUUGGUCUAGGGAGUCCCAGAAAGAAGUAGAAAAAGAGAGAGAAGCCUACCGUCGGAGAACUGCUGCUUUUCAACAGGAUCUGGAAGCCAAGUACCACGCCAUGAUCUCAGAAAAUCGGCGUGCUGUCGCUCAGUUGUCCUUGGAACUCGAAAAGGAACAAAACAGAACUGCUAGUUACCGAGAAGCCCUUAUCUCUCAGGGACGCAAGUUGGUAGAAGAAAAGAAGCUUCUGGAACAGGAACGGGCCCAGGUGAUGCAAGAAAAAAGACAGGUGCAGCCUUUGAGAAGUGCGUAUUUGAGCUGCCUGCAAAGGGAAGAAAACUGGCAAAGGAGAGCCAGGCUUUUGCUGAAAGAAUUUGAAGCUGUUCUCACAGAAAGACAGAAUAUCUACUGCAGUCUGUUUCUUCCUCGCAGCAAGCGGCUGGAGAUAGAGAAGAGCUUACUGGUGCGAGCGUCCGUCGACCCCGUCGCCGCUGACCUAGAGAUGGCAGCCGGUCUCACCGACAUAUUUCAGCAUGAUACAUACUGUGGUGAUGUCUGGAACACCAACAAACGCCAGAAUGGCAGACUCAUGUGGCUCUAUCUCAAAUACUGGGAACUCGUUGUCGAACUGAAGAAGUUUAAGAGAGUAGAGGAAGCCAUACUAGAAAAGUAAGACAAGAGUGAAAUCAAACUGCUUUUAGUGACUCGAGGCCAGGCAGUCAUGCGCCUUCUGGGUCUCCGGCGUCUUCCGUUCCCGUGCUGCCCGUGUCAUGGCCACACCGUCACCCUUCAGCAGCGACCUCCACUCCCGCCACCGUCUGAGCAGAAGUGCACCGAAGCCUCAGAGACAGAGGGUCUCCUCCCGAUGCUCUGCCGCUGUUGGGGAUAUGGUUUCUUGAAGCAUUUUUAGGCUGCCAGUAUUGUAUUAAGCAGAACAGUAUAACCUCGUAUUUUAGCUCCAGGGUAAAAAUGGUUUUUUAAAAAGUCAAAUACAAUACUGGUCCUUACCACAAGUAAUUUUCUGUCUGUUUCAUCACUCCCUAAAUACUUUCUCCUCAAAUUAUUUUUCUCUGUCACCAGAUUACAUUAAGAAUUUGUCAGAUAAUGUGUAGAACUGCAUAACAGGUAAUAGGAAGUAGUAAUAUUAUAUUAUCAAGGGUUUAUAUUUUAAAGAUCUCUCUCACUCCAUAAAGGGGAAAUACCAAGUGUUUCUUGUAUCCAGUUGUUACUUAAUGUGUGUUUGUUGUAUGCAGUUGUUACCUAAUGUGUGUUUGUUGUAUGCAGUUGUUACCUAAUGUGUGUGUGUUGUAUGCAGUUGUUACCUAAUGUGUGUGUGUUGUAUCCAGUUGUUACCUAAUGUGUGUUUGGAAUUUGGCUUGUGUCUGUAUUCAGCAAGCAGAUACUUAUUAGCAAUGAUAUAUACUCAAAAUACUUGCCAUUUAUGAGUAAUAAUGCCACUUUUUGUGUAAUUCUUCACUCUUUACAAAAUAUUUUUAUAUGUAUUAUCUCAUUGUUUACCACAGCCAACAAGGUAGACAGGCACUUAUCACCCCAUGUCACACAUAGCUACUGGGAAUUGAGCCUGUAUACCUGUUCACUCAUGGAAUCCUCAGUCGAAUCCUGUGAAGUGAGUAUUACUAUUACGCUUUGCGGAGGUGCCCCAAGGCCAGCCCCCAGGUGCGUGACCUGCUGGGAGAUCUCACAGGACUCAGCACAGGGUUGGACUCAGCACAGAGCAGAAUCAGCAAAGGGAGAGGGUGUGUGGGUGGCGCUCAGAGGAGCCACGUGUGGACACCCCAGGAUCCACUCCCUGGAGUCAUACAGGACACACCUAACUAUUAAGAAUAAGCUCACUGGAGACUCAGCACCUGGGGCUUUUGCUAAGGGCUGGUCAUGUGGUACCCCCUGCCUGGCCUGUGUGGGAAUUCCCCACUUGUCCAGAAGGAGGGUGGGUUUGGUGUGGUCUGUGCCGUGAGCACAAGUACUGUGGUCACAGAGCCACGCGUAGGAGUUAAUGGUGCUGGGAAGUCUCCCAGAAUCCGAGUUCCCAGAUGUCAGUCAAGGGCCAGCCUUGCACACAGGCCCUGGUAGGACACAGCCUUGGGCCUGCUGUGUGAAUUCGUCACCACGCACCUCACUUUACGGAGAUGUGGAAGAGCUAACCUGCCUGAGGUCACGCAGGUAGUAGUGUUGGAGCCAGUCUGAGCCCGGGCACCUUUUCUCCAGAACCGCGAGUAACCUGUGUGCAGUGAUUUGAUAGUGUGUGGCCAGGCAGGAGCGGGAGCAGGUUGUCCAUCUGCUUUCAAGGGCCAUGUUCUCCCCUCCUGCCCGUCUGUACGGGAGUAGGAGCAACUGUUAAAAAUCCUAAGCUCAUAGAGCCCACGUGGCAGUAUGAGAGCCACUAUUCAUGGAGUGCAUGUUCCACCCUGAGCUGUACACGCUUUACACGCAUGCGUUGUUUGAAAUCCGUGGAACCCCUUGAGCGCGGCGGAGGCGGGCUCAGAGCCAACAUGCGCUGCCUGCAACAGACACGGGCCCCCUGCCAUGCUCUGCUCUCGGCACCCACGCCCUGCUAAGGGUGCUCAGAUGCUUCACCCAGGCAGGAGUGCAGUGGUGUGAUGGCUAAGGGUGCUCAGAUGCUUCUCUUCUUCAGUGGCUGCUAGCGUGCCUCUCUGCUCUACCACCAUCGCUUUAUCUGAGAAAAAGUCACUUUUAUUUUCAUUUUUUAUUUUUUUUGAGAGGGAAUCUCUGUCACCCAGGCAGGAGUGCAGUGGUGUGAUCUCAGCUCACUACAGCCUCCGCCUCCUGGGUUCAAGCGAUUCUCCUGCCUCAGCCUCCUGGGUAGCUGGGAUUACAGGCGUGCGCUACCACACCCAGCUAAUUUUUGUUUUGUUAGUAGAGACGGGGUUUCACCAUGUUGGCCAGGCUGGUCUCGAACUGCUGACCUCAGGUGAUCCACCGCCCCCACCUCGGCCUCCCACAGCACUGGGAUUACAGGUGUGGGCCACGGCACCCGGCCCCUAAAAAGUCAUUUUUUCGGUAAAUCUGGACAAAACUCUUCCUGUUGUUGUUUGUACUUCCUGAUGCAUCAAGACCCUUGCCUAAAGAGCGGUGCAGGCUCCAUUCCUGCGGCAAUCCGGUCUGCUGGGUGUCCCUGUGUGAACCACUCCACGUUUGUCUUUAAAUGAAGAAAACACAGUCAGCUGCUUUGUAGGUGAAUGAUUUUCGAGGCAAAUUGUUAAUCCUCAUCCUGUUUCUAAUGUCCAGUGUGCUGUCAGCCUAGCUUCCUUCUAUAGUGAGAUAGAUAUGUUCAGAGCCUUCAAGCUGGUGUGGACACUGACCCGCUGACCCGGUCCUGCAGAGUUAGGAAGACGAGCAUUUUUUUUUUGAGACAGUCUCGUUCUGUUGCCAGGCGGGAGUGCAGUGGCACAAUCUCGCCUCACUGCAAGCUCUGCCUCCCGGGUUCGAGUAGUUUGCCUGCCUCAGCCUCCCGAGUAGCUGGGACUACAGGUGCCUGCCACCAUGCCUGGCUAAUUUUUGUAUGUUUAGUAGAGACAGGGUUUCACCAUGUUGGCCAGGAUGGCCUCAAACUUCUGAUCUCAGGUGAUCCACCUGCCUCAGCCUCCCAAAGUGCUGGGAUUAGGGGCGUGAGCCACCGUGCCUGGCCGGAAGAUGCUCUUUCCACAGGGUUGAUAUUAGUUCGUGUUUGUGUGGCGUGGCUGCCUUCCAUCAGCAAGUUUGAGUGUUGAUGUGAGGCCACCCUCUUUUGAAAUGGAUUGUGGUCGGUUUGGAAUAGUUACACGGUGCUGUGCCAUUUGGUAACUCCACACAUGUACCGAAAGGUGAGCCCACAGUGGAACGCUCCUCAACCAAAGUGGUUUAAAGUUGCAGAAAAGGGUAAUUGUGCUGGUUGGUGUGUGUGCUGAAUUUGUAGCGACAUCAGAGUCAAGCAUUAUUUGUCCUGCUGCUUUCUUGGAGGUCACAGUAACUAUAAAACCGUGAGCCAGCAAGGCAGAGAGGACCCUUUGGGGUAAGGAGUGGAGCUCUGGGAGAUCCUAGGUUUCGGAAGCAGGUCCAGUUUCCUUGGGGAGGGGAGGGCUCGCUGCAGGGCGGAGGAGGGGCAGCCACUGUAAUCCUUGUCUGGAGUGAACAUUGUAUAUGAGGUUGCAGUGGCUUAAAAAGGAAGGACUUUUGCGGGGAGGGGUUGAGAUUGUACUUUCUAAUUUCGCUUGCUUCAGACUUGACUUUGGAAUGAAGUUCGAAGGCAUCACAAUUGACCUGGACAUUCCAAAAACAAAACUGAAGAGGCAGCAUUUCUCUUCCGUAGUCCAGUCAGCUCAUUUGGUAGAUGCGCUUUUUCCUCCUUUGCGCUUAUUCAUCCAUAAGGAUAUAUAAUUUGCAUAUAUAUUUCAUAUGCGUGCAUAUGUGUGUGUAUGUGUGAACUGGCAGGUGUUGAUUUCAUAAGGACAAAAUUGUUCUGCAAACCUUGCACCAAUUAUGGGGUGUUUCAACGGAAAAACUUCACCAAAUGAUCUGUGUGUUCUUUCAAAGAGAAGUUAUGUCUAAUUAAAAUGUGUAACGGACUAUUUCUGUGUUGGAUUGUUUAAAAAGUGAUUGCUUCAUAGUGUACUAAGAUCAUCUCUUUAAGCAGAAGGGAGAAAACAGCUUUCUAGUUACUUUCACAUAUUAGGUUUGCUACAUAAAAGCAAGUCUGAAGACUACACCUGUGACAUUGCAGAGACCAAACUGCAGUGUGUGCAGCCAUGAGUGGCAGCUGCUUCCUCCUCGAGGUGUCUUGUUCCAGCAUGAGGACAGCCCGUGCGAUGUUGGGAGGAGCCAGGGUGUUUGGGGGGGCAGCUGCCCUAGACACUGGCUGGCUGUGAUGGGGGGCAGCCUGCUGUGUAGACACUGGCUGGCUGUGAUGGGGGGCAGCCUGCUGUGUAGACACUGGCUGGCUGUGAUGGGGGCAGCCUGCUGUGUAGACGCUGGCUGUGAUGGGGGCAGCCUGCUGUGUAGACGCUGGCUGGCUGUGAUGGGGGCAGCCUGCUGUGUAGACGCUGGCUAGCUGUGAUGGGGGCAGCCUGCUGUGUAGACGCUGGCUGGCUGUGAUGGGGGCAGCCUGCUGUGUAGAAAGUGCUGGGCUUGCUCCGUCUGCCUUGACUUGUGUGAGUAACUGCGCUGGGUUUUAUAGGUUGAGGCUGAAAAGGCUCCUCUUUCUAUGCUGGGUUUGACGAAACAGUUGCUGUAUUUCUCUAUUAAUUUAGGAUUCUGUUUGCAAGCAGCAGAGAUGGAUUUGUGCUAGCCUAGAAAGUUAAAGAGGGAUUUAAGGCUGUCUCGUGAAACUUCAGGUCAAGAAUGGAGAACACAGGUUAGAUGUCAGAGAAGAACCAGAAAGACAAAUAAGGGACUCUCAGGGGCCUCGGAGUACUUGUCACUCUGUGUCAUAUCUCUGCAUAGCCGCGCCAAUCCCCAAACCAGCUUCUCUGGCCACACGGUGGGACAGGGCGGUUCCCACAGCUCCUGAGCCUGCCCCCUGCCUGGCCUGCUCCAGCGGGCGGCCGAGUUAGGGAAGCGCUGGGCUCCACCAUACCGCGGUGUUCUAAAGGAGUGGGAACAAUGAAGAUCAGGGUUGCAGAGCCUGUGGCCUUUGCUAGCUUCAUGGGAAAUCUUGAAAAGAGAAAACGAAGGGCUUCAGUAAGCCACCCAUGGACAGCAGGCAUGCGGUGGAAGGCGGAGGGCUUCUGUGGCAGCUUCGCAGGUCUCUCAUCUGCUGCAGACCCCCUGACAGGCUGAGGGUCUUGCUGUCGGGUAGCGGGACCAGAUGAGCCUGAAUGUGGCUCUGCGGCUCACAGGACAAGUGUACCUUGAGAGCUGCUGCCGCCGCCUGGAUGUUUGCUGGGUGAGCUCCAGAUUCACGGGAGCCCUUUGUGCCAGCAUGGCCGCCCCAACCCCAUGGGGAAAGCAGAUCUCCCUCACCUGGGAAUCUGGCAGAGACCUCAGGCAGUGCCCCAUCUUUCAUGACCUGCCUGGUCCAGGUAGAGGAGUCAAGUCCUGCUCCAGGAGCAGGUGCAGGGCCUGGCCUGGGUGCCGAGAGUGGGGUGAGGAGGGAGGAGUAACGAAGAAAGGCAGAUGGGCAGAAAGUGCCACAUUGGGGCACUCAAGUGGCUCUGUUUAAUAUUCCAGCAGGGACACUGAGACCGAGCCCAUCCCUGCUGGGAGAGCUUCUCGAAGCUGGUUGGUGGCUGACAGGCAGGGAGUGGGGUGCUGGGGCCUCCUCGGGAGGUAGGGGUGCUGGGGCCCUGCUCUUGACAGCACUGUGCCAUAGCUCCGAGGUGGCUGCUCCCCAUGGGCCAGGGCUGGUGGUGCCAGAAAAUGGGAUCUGGGCUGAGGGGCUCUGGGCUGGCAGAGGUGGGGCGGGGGGUGACUGGCAGGCAUCAAGAUGGGGGGGGACAAGCACGGUGCCCCCACCCAUGGGGCCGUGUGGGGCUGAUGGAUAGUGGGACUCCAGCAUGCAGCAGAUGAUGGAGCCUUGCUCAACUCAGAAGAGGAAGAGCAGGAGAGCGCUGGUGGAUGAGAGCAACCCUGAUGUUCCAGGGCCCUUGGCCACGUCCACCACACAGAGGGGCCACGUCCACACAGAGGGGCCACGUCCACCACACAGAGGGGCCACGUCCACCACACAGGGGCCACUGGGCCUGCGUAUAUCUCCUUGGCCUGCGAGGGUAUCAUCAUUUCCUGACCUGUGGAACAAGUCAUUAAGCCAGGAAGGACUUGAGUUGGAGCCCCUAAAACGGCCCCCACUCCUUGCCAGGAUGGUGGACAGGAAGCAGUGCCAUGUUCUGAAGGAGCUGCACCAGCCCAUGCUGCUGUGGAAGACCCAAGGGAGGCAAAGACGGUGGCUCCAGAUGGCGGCCCCCAUUGGGACCCUGCUCACAUCACCCACUGGCCCUGGAAAGCCGGGGUGGGCCUGGGCAGGUGAACCCUGAGGCUCCGCCAGGAGCAGCCCCAGCUACAGCCACCAUGGAUGUUUGCUGGGUUGGAUCAGCACUCUCACCUGCUGAAUGGUUUUGCCUGAUUCCCACUAGCUUGUCUUGUGUGGGAGGCCGUGUUUUCUGCGGUAGAGAAGUGCUCUCCAUAAAAACCCAGCAGGCGUGCUCCUGGGCCCUGCAGACGCCGGAUGUGUGGCCACAGACGCCAUGCGACCCAGGACUGGAGUCACAAGAUUGGGCGAGGACAAAGACCCAGCGAAUGGUGAACGGCCAUGCAGGAUGGGGCCGAUCAGUUCAGUAGGAGCAAGUGCGAGACCUGCACAGGACGGGCGAGGGAGGCGUUGGUCCCCAGCCUCUGCUGGCCUUAUCAGAAUGGGCUGUUCUUGGGAAGCCCCUGGGUGUCUGUGGAGCUGGAGAUGUUGGGAGCUUGUGCCCUCAGCACCGCCCACUGACACCAGUGGGCUCCUGUGUGCCCUGCCCAAUCCCAGGCCUCAGGACACCCAGCACCCUGGGCCCUUCUCCACUGCCACAGGCCUUAAGGUUGGUCAUCAUGCCGCCCAGCGGCUGAGUCUUACAAUAAAAAUUCAGACACAAAGCAGUGGCAGCCACUCUGUGCUUUAGAGUUAGAAGUAAGUCAUUAAAAAUGUUGGCCCAGCACCUUCCCUGCCUGUUUCCAAAAGCUGGCCGCAAUAUCAAAUUCAUGUCCCUGGACAAGGCUCCAGUAAGGCACUGCCUGCAGUGUGCAGAGAGCACUUAGGUGGUUGCAGAGCAGGCAGAGACGAAUGUGGGGAGUGGAAGUCACCAUAUCUGCCCACUCGGCAGGAGGCCGUCCAUUCCUGAGACGCCCCCGGGAGGCAGGCUCCUGUACGGCACUCAUGCUGGGUACCCAACCCCUACAACCCAGGCAAACCCCUACCCUGGGCAGAGAAGGGCCUGGACACACCAGGGGCAGAAGGAGAAAGGGGAUGGAGACAAACCUGGGUGGGGGUGACCUGGGGGCAGCUGGGGUGGGGUGACACGGGGACCAUUGGGGUGGGGACACACUCCGGGAGGGGGAGACACGGGGCAGCAGGGGUGGGGGCACACCUGGAGUGGGGUGACAUGGGGGCCCCUGGGGUGGGGACACACUCGGGGAGGGGGUGACACAGGGACCACUGGGGUGGGGACACACUCCGGGAGGGGGUGAUACGGGGCAGCGGUGUAGGGAAAAGAGAGAUCAGACUGUCACUGUGUCUAUGUAGAAAGGGAAGACAUGAGACUCCGUUUUGAAAAAGACCUGUACUUUAAAUAAUUGCUUUGCUGAGAUGAUGUUAAUGUGUAGCUUUGCCCCAGCCACUUUGCCCCAACCUGGAGCUCACAAAAACAUGUGUUGUAUGAAAUCAAGGUUUAAGGGAUCUAGGGCUGUGCAGGACGUGCCUUGUUAACAAAAUGUUUACAAGCAGUAUGCUUGGUAAAAGUCAUCGCUAUUCUCUAGUCUCAAUAAACCAGAGGCACAAUGCACUGCGGAAAGCCGCAGGGACCUCUGCCCUUGAAAGCCGGGUAUUGUCCACGGUUUCUCCCCAUGUGAUAGUCUGAAAUAUGGCCUCGUGGAAUGAGAAAGACCUGACCGUCCCCCAGCCCGACACCCGUAAAGGGUCUGUGCUGACAUGGGUUAGUAAAAGACGAAAGCCUCUUGCAGUUGAGAGAGAGAAGUCCACUGUCUCCUGCUCGCCGCUGGGAACUGAAUGUCGCGGUGUAAAACCCGAUUGUACAUUUGUUCAACUCUGAGACAGGAGAAAAGCCGCCUUGUGGCGGGAGGCGAGACAUGUUUGCGGCAAUGCUGCCUUGUUAUUCUUUACUCUGCUGAGAUGUUUGGGUGGAGAGAAACAUAAAUCUGGCCUACGUGCACGUCCAGGCAUAGUACCUUCCCUUGAACUUAAUUACGACAUAGAUUCUUUUGCUCACACGUUUUUGCUGACCUCCUCCUUAUUAUCACCCUGCUCUCCUACUACAUUCCUUUUUGCUGAAAUAAUGAAAAUAAUAAUAAAAACUGAGGGAACUCAGAGGCCGGUGCCAGUGCAGGUCCUUGGUAUGCUGAGCGCCGGUCCCCUGGGCCCACUGUUGUUUCUCUAUA
Molecule: messenger RNA, 9283 nt
Organism: Homo sapiens (human)
Lineage: Eukaryota; Metazoa; Chordata; Mammalia; Primates; Hominidae
Gene: CCDC127
Product: coiled-coil domain containing 127
Exons: 3
Coding region: 72-854 (260 amino acids)
Cellular component (GO): mitochondrial outer membrane
Source: RefSeq, marked validated